Messenger RNA from Strigops habroptila (Kakapo), 1062 nucleotides. It is a transcript of the gene RPP14, whose product is annotated as ribonuclease P/MRP subunit p14. Gene Ontology annotation, biological process: tRNA 5'-leader removal. The record is from RefSeq and is a predicted model, not a curated record. NCBI's taxonomy places the organism in Eukaryota, Metazoa, Chordata, Aves, Psittaciformes, Psittacidae. Gene Ontology annotation, cellular component: ribonuclease P complex. The transcript is spliced from 5 exons. Bases 77 to 466 code for a protein of 129 amino acids.
GCCCUCGGGGCCGCCGUACACGCUUCGGUGCGGCGGACGCGCCGCCAUUGGCUUGGGCGGGACCGGGAGGGGCGGGAUGGCGCCAGCGGGGCCGGAGGUCGCCGCCGCCACCUUUGAGCGGAGGGUGCUGCGGAGCGCGGCGGAGCACCACUACCUGCGAGUGCGGCUGGAGCUGCCGGACGGCGGGGCCCGGCCGAACGUGGCGCAGUUCAAGCAGCUGGUGGUGUCGGCGCUGAGGGAGCUGCACGGAGAGGUUGGAGCAGCUUUGCCUGUUGACAUCUUAACAUAUGAGGAAAAAACUCUCUCUGCCAUAUUAAGAGUUGUUAGCAGUGGCCUUGUCAAGCUGUGGAGUGCUCUGACAUUGCUGGGCUUCUACCAGAACAGGAGGUGUGCCUUUCGAGUGCUGCAGACGUCUCCAUUUCUUCUCGCGUUAGCUGGCAACAGUAGAGAACUAGUCUUGGACUGAACACAGUUGUUGGUCUGGUUGUACGAAGCAGAAGUUGCUUGAGAUGUUGCAACUCUUCAGGCGUGGAAUUUUUGGAGGGGUUUUCCCACAAAGAGCCUUGACAAAGCUCAUCUUUAUCAACUCACGGUUUGGACGUCCUGUACUUCAGAGCUUACACAUAAAAGUUGGAGACAAGGCUGAAAUUGCCAAAGCUUUUACCCAGGAUGAUGUUAUUACAUUUUCUCAUUUAACAGGUGACACAAAUCCUUUGCAUUUAAAUGAAGAUUUUGCAAAGCAGUCUAGGUUUGGGAGAAUUGUUGUACAUGGAGUUUUGAUCAAUGGACUUAUUUCUGCGGUUCUGGGUACUAAAAUGCCAGGUCAAGGAUGUAUAUUUCUUUCUCAGGAGAUCCGAUUCCCAGCUCCUUUGUAUCCUGGUGAGGAGGUUGUAGCUGGAGCAGAAGUGCAACACCUGAAGGGUUCUAUUGCUCACAUUUCGGUGUCCUGUAAAGUCAAAGACAGUGCAAAGACUGUUAUGGAGGGGAUGGUGAAAGUCAUGGUGCCAGACCGUCAGAGCUGUUGAUCCUGUGCUUCUCUACUAUAAAGGCCACAAAUGUACA